Pygocentrus nattereri (red-bellied piranha) is the source of this 2171-nucleotide messenger RNA. RefSeq lists its product as uncharacterized. The transcript has 9 exons. The coding region runs from base 932 to 2023 and encodes 363 amino acids. The record is from RefSeq and is a predicted model, not a curated record. Lineage: Eukaryota; Metazoa; Chordata; Actinopteri; Characiformes; Serrasalmidae.
UAAUAUAUUAUUCAUAAUUCUGUUAUUAAUUAAUAAACUAUGAGAGUUUAAUAGUUUCAUAGUUUAGGGUUUGUUCGGUUUGUUUUUGGCUACUUUUUUCUGAUGUGUGGAGACAAACGUAAUUUUCACCUAAACGUAUUCCUUCUUUUAUUCUCUGUUUCUGGUUCUUCUCAGGUUCUGAUAUGCCUAAAUGAACUGAUUAGUAUCCAAGCUCAAAUAAUGAUGGAUUUUACAUCUUCAGAAGUGAUGUGCGAGGUUGCCAAUUUAACAAAGGAAUUUACUUUUAGUCAUUCUUGUUCGUUUUAGUUAACCUCACUUGUAACAGGAAUUCAUUCAUAAUAGACCACGUAUGGAAACAUCCCAAUAUAUGUAUGUAUUUAGUUAACAAGAAUGUGCUCAGACAAAGACUCUUACUGUGAAGUUCUGGUUGCAUUGGUAAGGUUGCUAUCCAAUUUGAGCGCGAUUGCGACCAUCGAUAUCAAGGUUUUGAAGCAAAGAUCGUUUAAGGGAGGGUCUAAGUUAGGGCACUACAUUUCAUACAGCCUCAUUUAUGAAAGCUAAUGCAUUGAAGUGAAAGUGAGCGCCCCCCAUCUUUCGGACUGUGUGCACUUCCGCCCGAUCCUCUGGACACGGAACCACAGCUCGCUUUUCCCUCCACACGACCUUUCAGAUCCCUCCUCACAUCCAUCUAUCUCUCUAUCCUUUAUAGCGACCCAACGACACUUUUAAGAGCCACUCGUCUGUCUGUCUAUCCAUACAUCCGUUUAUAAUCUGAUUAUAGAUAAUCAAUUUGUCUAUCUACCUAUCUGUUUGUCUAUCUAUAUAUCUAUCUGUCUAUCUCUCUAUCUACUUACCUACCUACCUCUCUGUCGUUCUACCUUUUUGGCUUUCUUUCUGGCUGUUCAUCUGUCUGUCUGGCUGACUGGAUACCAUGCCAGGUUCAACCCAAAAGACCUGCCAGUCAUGCAAGGCACAAAUAAAUGUUGGCUGUAAACACUGCAAGCUGUGUGGGGCUUCUCAGCCCCAGAAAGUGAAAUUGCAGCAGGCCAAAGACAAAGCAUCAAAGGAAUGGGCCCAAAAAAUGUUGAAUGGAAGAAACACCUCAAAGCUGAUAAAUUCCACCAAUCUUCUACUCCACAAGUUUCACAUGUUGGGUUAUUACCCCCUUCUUCUUCUUGGGAGGAGGAAGACGAGGCAGGCCACAAAUUUUAGGGCAGAUGUUUUUUAUCCUCAGCAGUUUUCUUCAGAAAUGGAGAGGACAUCAAUUUCUACAAUUCGUUUGCUGUAUGAAGGUCUUCUAAAAGUGGCUCUUAAUCCAGAAGCCAACCCCAACUCUUCAAAUGCUCCUGAGACCAACACCAGCUCUGCCCAUACUCCUGAGACCAACACCAGCUUUUCACAUGCUCCUGAGACCAACUUCAGCUGUUCAGAUGGUCCUACAGAGAACCCCAGCUCUUCAGUUGCUCCCCUUCAUACUGAACCUACAUACACCUUAAUUCUUACUCCUGUUACAUCUGAAAAGGAAAAUUCCACAGUGGUUCUUAAUCUGGAAGUCAACCCCAGCUCUUCAGAUGAUCCUGAGACCAGCCCCAUCUGUUCAGAUGCUCCUGAGACCAGCCCCUUCUCUUCAGAUGGUCCUGAGGCUAGCCCCAGCUUUUCAGCUCCUCCUGAGCCCCGCAGCAGCUCUUUAGAUGAACUCAAUCCAAUUCUCUCCCCUGUUACAUCUGGAAAUGGGAAUUCCACAGACAAGUACCCCUGCAAGAAAAGAACACAAGAAGUAACACCAAAUGUGUCCAGCUCGACAUUUAAUCGUACUUUUCCCUGCAAGAAAAGAAGAAUAAAGAUCAACCCAAGUGAAUGCCCUGUCCACACUAUGGCUGACACCUACCCAGUCCAAAAAAUUUUAUCACAGAGGGUAUCAAAAGAGGGCACAAAAGAGGUCAAAGUCCGUUGGCAGCAGUGUUCUGGGUGUGGCAUCAAGUGGAAAGACACAUGGGAGCCUUUCAACGAGAUAUUCCCGUAGUAAUGAUUUGAAAUAAUACUCUAAAUUAUUCAUUUUGGAAUUUUGAUGUUUAGCAUAACUAUUUCUAGGUGAUGUGUUAUUUAUUCAUCAUUACCCUUGUCAUUCAUAAGGUUAUUAUUGUUCAAUAAAGAUAUUGUGCAACAUCUUA